Messenger RNA from Zalophus californianus (California sea lion), 4761 nucleotides. It is a transcript of the gene ANKRD49, whose product is annotated as ankyrin repeat domain 49. Bases 1891 to 2610 code for a protein of 239 amino acids. The record is from RefSeq and is a predicted model, not a curated record. The transcript has 3 exons. Lineage: Eukaryota; Metazoa; Chordata; Mammalia; Carnivora; Otariidae. Gene Ontology annotation, molecular function: protein binding.
GGACCGCGGUCCUUGAUCCUCUCGCGCCACCUAAAAACUGCCGGGCCCUUGGGGGCGGGUCACUUGUCGACCCCAAUGAGCCCUGCAGUUCGGGCCGCGUCGUGGGUCCAGGGUAGGGCUGGAGCGGCUUCCCCACUCUUGGCUGUUUGGAAGGCCGUAGGCACGACUCCGGGCCUGGGAAGUGACCAGUCGGUGCCAGAGGGCCGGGACUGGGGGCCUUCUCCCUCACUCCCACUCCCCAGAGUUAGAGUAUUCGGACCCAUUUAUUCCCUGCUUCCCCUUAUUUUCACCCCUGGAUCCCGGGUUCAGCACAUCUGUACUGCUUUGUGCUGAUAGCAGUAAAAUAUAGUACAGUAAAAAAAUAAUGUGAAACUUUUGAAUUAGAAAACUUGACCUUUUAGUUCCAUUGAAGCAUCCCUAAUGUAGGGCAGGUUGUUUUAUUCGGCGCCUUCACCGGUAAAAAGGGGUUUAUGACCGCAUCUGUCACUGAGUUAUUUGUGAGGCGUUGACAUAGUUUAGAUCUCUGUCGAAAUGUGUUCUUUUAAACAUUCCCUAUUUCUUCUUCGUUGAGGAUCAUCGAGUAAGAAUCUUAAUCGAUUUUUUAAAAUCCUGAGUCAGGGAGAUGCACCUAGGUUUGACUCUUUAAAUUAAAUCAUCUAAAAUUAGAAAAGAAAUUUUAUAUGUGAGUUACUGUAUCUGGAGCACUAAGUUCAGAAUUUAUUUUAAAAAGUGGGGGGAGUUUUUAUAGAAAGGAAAGGAUAAAAUAUGUGCCUCAUUGUUUCUGUAUUUGAUAUAAUUAAAUGAACUUUAUGGUAUCUGUUCACAGUGUUUAAUAAACUGAUGUAGGAUCAUUUUUGUGUUGCAAGGUUCAGGAAAUAGUUUGAUAGUAAAAAAAUGAGAACCCCAAUGGGAGUUCCUACAUACAGAUCACAAAUGCAGAGAACAAACUGGUGGUUACCAGAGGGGAGAGGGGUGAGGAGAUAGACAAAAUGGAUGAAAGGUUUGAGGAGGUACAGGCUUCUAGUUAUAAAAUAAAUAAGUCACAGAGAUGAAAAGCACAGCAUAGAGAAGAUAGUCAACAAUACAGUAAGUGUAGUCUGUAAUACGGUAUACUGUGAGGAGCAUUGAGUAAUGUAUAGAAUUGUCUAAUCAUUGUGUUUGUACACCUGAAACUAACACUGUAUAUCAUCAAUUCUUCAAUAAUAAAAAGUGAAAAUUCCAGAAGAACUAAUAAAACAUAAAGUAAUUUUGAUGGGUCUCAGUAGACUCUGAAAAGCUGGGAAGAACUUGGAAAUCCUUUAGUACAGUCAUUAUAUUUUACAAUGAAGUAACAGGCCCAGAGACGCUAUUAGUCAUAAGUGAUAAAUUUAAACCUAAGUUUAGUUCCUUUGGCACUAGUAAAAUCUAAUGCCACAUUAGGAUUGAAUACUGUUAAACUUGUGAAAUUAGAAAGAAAUUAGUAUCUUAAGGGAAGUCCAACUCUGGAACUUCUCAGUAGCCAUUCCAAACAAAAUCAAGUGAUAGGGCUUUAAUUAGAUUUAAUUCUACAAAUAUUAAUGCCCUCUGUAUAAGUAGGACAUAAAUAAAAGUUAAAUACAGUCUCUAUCCUUAAGCUUAUAAUCUUCUAAGGAAAUAAUUAGUGCUGAAAUAAGACAAUAGGUAGAACAAAAAAGGCUACCAGAGAGAAAUCUAAUUUGGAAGUUCAAGAAAGACUCAAUGGAAGAGAAAACAUCUGAGAAGAGCCUUGAAAGACUGGUAGGAUUUCAACAAAUGAAUCAGAAGCCUGAGAAAUGAUCUUGAUGGAUAAAAUAAAGCAGAUAUAAUUCACCUCUAGAAAGAUUAUUUAUACCCUGGCAUUUGAAAUGUUUUGUAUUUAGUGUCAUAGUAAAAAUGGAAAAAGGGAAAGUAAAUGAUGAUGGAAAACCAGACCCAGAAAAUUCCUUGGACUUUUCUGAACAUUUUAACCAACUUGAAUUGUUGGAAACACAUGGACACCUUAUUCCCACUGGUACCCAAAGUCUCUGGGUAGGGAAUUCUGACGAAGACGAGGAGCAAGAUGAAAAAACUGAAGAGUGGUAUCAAUUGCAAGAAAAAAAGAUGGAAAAAGAUCCAAGCAAAUUGCUUCUUUGGGCUGCGGAAAAAAAUCGGCUUACCACAGUGCGGAGACUGCUGUCUGAAAAGGCCACUCACGUGAACGCUAGAGAUGAAGAUGAAUAUACCCCUCUUCAUCGAGCAGCCUACAGUGGACACUUAGACGUGGUGCGUGAGCUGAUCGCACAAGGGGCAGAUGUCCAUGCAGUGACUGUGGAUGGCUGGACACCCCUGCACAGUGCUUGUAAGUGGAAUAAUACCAGAGUAGCUUCUUUCUUACUCCAGCACGAUGCAGAUAUUAAUGCCCAAACAAAAGGCCUCUUGACCCCCUUACAUCUCGCUGCCGGCAACAGGGACAGCAAAGAUACCCUGGAGCUCCUCCUGAUGAACCGCUACAUCAAACCAGGCCUGAAAAACAACUUGGAAGAAACGGCCUUUGAUAUUGCCAGGAGGACAAGUAUCUAUCACUACCUCUUUGAAAUUGUGGAAGGCUGCACAAAUUCUUCACCUCAGCCAUAACGGUUCUAAUAAUUUUCUUGAGUUCCCAAGUACCAGUGCCUCCUUUGUGUGAGAUAGGACAUAUCCCCAUGAUACAAGGUUGACAUCAAAAGUUUCACAGUAGAAAUCCAGUGGUACACAUUCAAAUGCCCUUCCAAGCGACAUGCCUAACCUUGAUGUCAAAAUAUAUUUGAAAGUUGUUUGGAUACAUCUUUACUGAUCUAUGUGGACUUUGUAAUUUUUAUCAGAAAUAAUUUUAACACACUUAAAAACUUGUAACGGGUUGUACAGAAAACAUGAUAUUUUUGGUGCUGAUCCAAGAGAAGUGUAUUUUUAAAUAUUCCCCCAUCCUGGGUCUUUGUGGAGUAUUUAGUAUAUUGACAUGUAUUUUUAUAAGGUGAGGUAACUCAGAAUUUAAUUUAAAAAAUUCAAGUAUACUGGUGCAGUUCAGCUGUCUUCUCCACAUCACUAUGGCCAUUUGCUUUCAUUUUAAACCGUAAGAACUAACUUACUAGUGACUUGAAUUGUCACAAGUUUAAGAAAAUGUUAAAAGAGCUUAGAUCUUUGUCUUUUAGAGCGUAGACCAUUUUUAGCAAAGUAGUUAGCUAAAGUGUUUAGUCCAUGAAUGUUAUAUACUUUGCCUCCGCUACCACAGUUCACACAAUCCUGUGGACAGUCCUACCUCACCCUGGUCAACCCACAUGAUCCUUCUUCCAUUGGUGAGUCAGCAUGACAGUUUAGACAUGCACACAACUCUACCUUGGUCCAAGAGAUCAUAAUAUAUCUGCUCGCCAACUGGUUUUACCUGCCUAAUCCUGUUUGGGGCACUGCUCAGAUGGUCUCUCUCGUUCACAGGAAGUAUCGAUUUUUCCAAGGUCCUCCUUUUAUACAAAUCCUACAAAGGCAAAGAGACAAGGGAAAAGGAAUUCUAAGAGUGAAGGGAUGAUGAUUAUACUGGGGCUAGAUUAUAAGUGGCUCAGGCUUUAAAAAGCCACAGUGUAGAUGGUGACACAAGUAUAAAUAUGAAUAUUCAGAAAAAAAUAAAAGCUUUGAACAACAAAAAUGGCACCAAUUCUUUUUUUUUUUUUUUUUUACUAGCACAUAUCUCCCUUGGACCCAUAACCUAUGUAUUCAUGGAGCAUACAUUGAUUGAGCAACUACUCGCUCAGUCUCCCCAGCAGGAGUUUCUCACUGACUACGUAGCCUCUCUGUGACUAUUCCCAAAGGGUUUUUUCUCUUAACUUCUUAACACUGAGGAAGGAAAAGGAAACUAAACCAAUGGCCCUCUUCUUCAGUUAUAUAUUCACCAAGGUUUGUCUUUUUGAGCCAGCUCAUGUGAUCCAAUCACUCUGGAUUAACUAAUAAUGUUAUUUAAUCAAAUAUGUUAGGUGGUUUUCGGGUUAAAAAAACAAUCAUCUCAGAAAAGUUAAUGUAUGAACUGAGUCAUCAUGACAAAUAGGAUUCAAGAAAGAGGAGAGCUUUAACUAUACUGUGAUCUCUGGCUAGGAGAGCCUCAGUUUCAGAGUAUCAAUGUCUACGAUGCAAGGGUUUGGCAGAAUGUGUUGGGUCCAGGGUGCCUGGGUGGCUCAGGCAGUUAAGCAUCUGACUUGAUUUUGGCUCAGAUCAUGAUCUCAGGAAGGAGAGAUGGAGCCCUGUGUCAGGCUCUGUGCUGGGCGUGGAGCCUGCUUAAGAUUCUCUCCCUCUGCCCAACCCCCCCACUCCCCUCUCCCCCCCGCACAUGCCCACAUUCACACACUCUCUUUUUCUGUCUCUUAAAAAAAAGUGGCCCGAUUUAGGGAUACCAAAUGAUAGGUACAGCUGACAGGCAGUGACAAUAGAAUAGGACUCCAUCUAUCCUAGCAGACUGCUAAAUGAGCUACCUGCUUACCUGAAAGUCACAGAGUCCAUGGCUCCUUUCUUUGGAAUGAGUUGCAUCCAUGGUUUAUGUAAGCUUUCCACUUAAGUAUGGGGCCAAAGAGGCCUCCUUAUUUAUGAUAAGGAGCUGAGAUGUGACUACUCCCUUGGUUUCAGGACUCAACAUGCAACCAGUGCUGAGGAGCAAACUCCACAUAUAAGCAAAAUCUCUUCUAUCUCUGAGGGCAGAAUUUGUAUUGUUUGCUUCCUUUGUACUUUCCUUAGUAUUUACUAGUGUUUCCUAACCACAGAAGGCAU